Molecule: messenger RNA, 930 nt
Organism: Nakaseomyces glabratus
Lineage: Eukaryota; Fungi; Ascomycota; Saccharomycetes; Saccharomycetales; Saccharomycetaceae
Gene: RSM24
Product: mitochondrial 37S ribosomal protein mS35
Biological process (GO): mitochondrial translation
Cellular component (GO): mitochondrial small ribosomal subunit
Molecular function (GO): structural constituent of ribosome
Source: RefSeq, a predicted model, not a curated record
AUGUUGCGUAUUAUUCGGAGUAUAGGUACCGCGGCUGGUGCCGCUGGUUCUGGUGCUGCUGGAGCUGCUGGUGCUGUUGCAGGGUUGUACCGGGAACCUGCUAAGUGGAAAGGGUUGAAGCCCGAGACUGUGAUAUCUCUGUACUGGGAGCGUGUUGCGAAGAUGGGGAAGGAGUACAAGCAGAGUCCCGAGGAGUUAGAGGCGCUGCUGGGCACGUCGGAGUACACUGGUGUUCCCGAGGCGCAUAUCAGGAAGCUGUACAAGUACGGUGAGAAAGGUGCUAUGGAGAUUGGUGCUGGAGCUGGACCUGGUGCUGGGGCCAAGGCUCGGGAUGUCGUCGGUGGGUUUAGCAGGUUUCAGUUCGAUGAGUUGCCCUCGCAGGCGCUGGAUCUGGUGGAUCAGCACCGUGAGCAGCGGUUUUACAACAGACUGGCUGCGUACGAGCUGCCUUUGCUCGCUAAGUACAGGCAGGAGUACAAGCCUCCGUCAGCGUCAGAUGUGGUGACUUACAAGUACUUCACGUAUGUGGGUGAAGAGCACCCUAACUCGAGGAAAGUAGUCCUGAGCUUAAAGACUGAGUCACUUGGUUUGGAGCCUCGCGCACUGCACAAGUUCAGGGUACUGGCAAGGACUCGCUACGACCACGAGACAGACCUGUUCAAGAUGUCCAGCGACAAGUUCCCAGAAGCACAGCAGAAUGCCAAGUACUUGGGAGAUAUCCUGAAGAGGCUACUGCAAGAGGCCAAGGACUUAAGCAAAGACGACUUCAGUGAUAUCCCCUUGGACACAAGACACACCAUUGCUAAGAAUCUGCGGAAGAAGCACUCGAGGCGUCUAAGGACAAUUGAAUUCCCAGAGGAGUGGAAGAGACCUGAAGAUGCGCCUGUGAAGAAGGUCAACAUCACCGAGGAAUUGAUGAAACUCUUGUAA